AUGCUGGGCUGCUGCCCCCAAGGAUCUCACUCUGUGCUCCUGUUUCUGCUGCUGCUGCUUCCGUCACUGCUCAGCACAGGGAACUUCCUGUCCCAGUAUCCUAACUGGGAAAGCUAUCCUGGCCUGGCCUUCGGCUCCAGAAAUUCCCACCACCAUGAAGCCCAGAAUCCAAGGCAUAUGUGGCACCGAAGGAGUUCAAAGCAGAAACCAUGCCAGGCCACCCCUGACAUCUACUUCGUCCUGGAUAAGUCGGACCGCAUGUCAGACUCCUGGCCGUACGUUUACAAGUUCGUGGCAGAUAUGAUACAGAGGUUAUCGAAUCAGGAUCUGCGAGUAUCCAUCAUCACCUUCUCCUGUAAGGGCAACAUCAUCCUGCCCAUCACUGGAGACAGAGAAGAAAUCCUUAAGGGCAUUGAAAGACUGAAGUAUAGCAUACCUGCGGGACAUGAACUCAUUUACCUAGGACUGUGGAAGGCAAACAAGCAGAUAAGAAAGAUCAACUCAGGAGAUGUCCAGCGUCCCAGCAUGAUCAUCUCCUUACUCAACAGCCCCCUUAGCGAUGAAAUCUAUAAGUAUUCGAUGGAAGAGGCUGAUGAUGCUCGGAAAAUGGGAGUGUCUGUUUACUGUGUGGGUGUGGGCCACUCUGACAAAGACCAGAUACUGGCACUUGCAGAGAAACCAGAAAAUGCAUAUAUAGAAAAGAAAGCUGAACACCUGAAUGACCUCAUUUUCCCAAUAGCUUCCAAGGCCUGUCCAUCCCUUACAACUUCAGAUACACGCAUUAUAUGUAUCAGAGAAUCAAACCCAGUCAUACUUCGUGGAUAUGGCUUUGACUUUGCCGUGCGUAAAGAGGAGGUUAUUUGCAGGUUCCAUUUCCACAGCAUGGAUCAGAGUUUCAAAGGCACCAGAGUGCUGUCUGGUACUGGGGUGCUGGGCACAGUUGGGACCUACCAGGAUGUCUUUGGGUUGAAGAAGGUAGACAUGAGAUUGCAACAAUGGACAGACACAUCCAUUGACAAUUUUUGUCACUUUCUUUUAGAUGUAAAAGCCAUCAAUUUAACCAAGACUACUGUUACUUGUCCUGGACCAAUCGUGGACGAGCCAGGAAAAGUGAUCUAUAUUCUACUCAGCCUGGACAAUGGAAGAAACUUCCUGAAUAACAACAAUGCAUUCGUUGCCAGCAAGCUCUGUGGCAAAGACCCAUUUACCACCACAACGACAACCACUAGGAGGCCCACAACUAAAACAACACGUACCACUACCACCAAGACGCCACCUACCACGACAACGACAACGACGACAACGACAACCACGAAGGAACUGAAGCCCAGCGGUGAUAUAUUCAUUUUUGCCCCAAUACUCCUGGGCCUGUUGCUGACUCUGUUGCUGAUUGGUUGUUUAUGGCAGCUGUGCUGCCUUCCGCCUGUCGAGGAGCCUCCCCCACCUAAGCCCCAACCGCAGCCCAGAAAGAAGCAACAGCCCCCUCCUCCAGUGUCUCCCCCAGUGCCAGCGCCACCCGUAAAUCCGUCCCCCAUUGUGAUCAUCUACUGCUGCACCUGUCGUGGCCUGACUGUGAGCAGAGACAUGGAGGGCAAUGUGACCGUGUGCAACUUCAACCCCCUAAGCUGUCACCAGUUGCCCUUGAUGUGGCCUCAUCCUGGUGACCAGGUGAGUGGGACCCAAGGCUAUUACAAAGGGGCAGAAUGGCAACUUCUUUUGCCUGUGAUGGUGGCAUUCUGGGACUGUGGCUUAGAACCAUGUCCCAGCAUGAGCAGAGGAAGAAUUCUCAAGACAUGA
Messenger RNA from Arvicola amphibius (Eurasian water vole), 1797 nucleotides. Its product is annotated as anthrax toxin receptor-like. Gene Ontology annotation, molecular function: signaling receptor activity. Lineage: Eukaryota; Metazoa; Chordata; Mammalia; Rodentia; Cricetidae. Gene Ontology annotation, cellular component: membrane. The transcript is spliced from 17 exons. Bases 1 to 1797 code for a protein of 598 amino acids. The record is from RefSeq and is a predicted model, not a curated record.